UUUCACGCGGUCUGGCCCACAAACGCCAACUUGUCAACCCAGCAAUUAAUCUCUCCAUUUGCUAAGGAUGGGAGGAGGUCCAUCUAGAUACGUUCCGGAGCCCUCUUUAUCCGCUGAGGAGAAAGUAGCGCAGGCCUUGCGAGAGAGAGCUGAAUGGAUACACCAUCUAUUCCCGAUCCAGAGCACGGACGAUGAUGUAGACCCAUCGUUGUUAUCAUCCUCGCGAAACGCGAUAAUCUCUGCGUCUGAUGGCAAGCCGACUUCUACUCCGUAUCUGGUAUUAUUACCCCCAGAAAUCAUAGAAAAUAUCCUCAGCAGCUUGAAUAAUCGCGCAAUUAAAAACCUGCGCCUUACAUGUCGGCGGUUUGCCGCUAUUGCGGCGCUGCGCAUCAACAGGGUAUUCCUCUCGGCAAAUCCCCUUAAUAUUCAGGUCUUUCGCGCCAUUGCCGACCAUGAUGUGCUUCGUCAUAAGAUAGUUGAGAUUAUUUAUGACGACGCGCGUCUAUGGCGCUCCGCGGUUGAUGCUGCUGAGGCUCGAGAGCCCACAGAACCUGGCUUUACUUGGAGACAAUUUCCAUCCGACAUGGAGUGGUUUGAGAGUGAGCGUGAUGAAAAUAUAGAAAAUAUAUGCGGUCGCCUUGGCUGCGAUGAUCCGAGGCGCCCCGAGCAUGUUGCCAGGGCUCGGCGCGCGCGUGCUGAAUUAUCUCUGGGGGAAUCAUGGGAAUACUACCAAGUUCUACUACGCCAGCAAGAAGAAGUCAUUACUAGUGGAGCUGAUGCAGAUGCGCUUCGAUAUGGGUUGCAAAGGUUUUCCUCACUUCGAAAGGUCACAGUCACUCCCGCUACUCAUGGGUGGCUGUUUUCACCUCUUUAUGAAACUCCCAUGAUUCGAGCUUUUCCAUACGGAUUCAACUGUCCGAUCCCGCGUGCCUGGCCUUAUGUGAUCGACACGACCAUUCAUGCUGCACCAUGGGAGAAUGAAAAAGCGAGAUGGCGCGGCUUCAAUCUGGUCACAAAGAUAUUGGCCGAGGAGCAGCAUAAUGUUUCGGAAUAUGAAAUUGAUGGCCACUACCUUGGGACUGGGCUCAAUUGUCGAUUAUUUGAUAGGCGGUGCGAGGAGUAUGACGAUUUCGUAUCAGUUCUUCGUCUUCCAAAUUUUAAGAAGCUGAAACUAUCGCUUUUUGUGGAUGGCCAAGACUUUGUGGACUGGUCAGCUGUUUGUAAUGGUCUGUUGCGUAAGGCCCUGGCAGAAGCUACGCAAUUGGAGCAUGUGAGCAUAGCUAUGGGUUGGGAUCCAGAUGGCAGAGAGCAAUUGCCGGAAUUGAGAAGAUUCCUUCCUAUCGAGUGCUGGCCUAAGCUGCAACAUUUCGAGCUGUGGCAUGUUGCAGUCGAAACAGCCGAGUUAUUAUCAGUCAUUUCACAACUCCCAGAUGGACUGCUUUCUCUCCAGCUAAACAUGUUAGUCAUUUCCCAUGCUGACGGCUACCGCGACUUACUCAACGAGAUGCGCGACAAAUUGCAUUGGGGAGAGCAGCGCCCUCACACAAGGGUGAUCAUGGCUGCAUCUACCGACGAUCACACUCGUGGGCGCGCGAUAUGGGUUGAAAAAGAGAUUGAUGACUUCCUUAAGCGUGGUGGUAUAAAUCCUUUUGAGAAUAACGGUCAGGAACUUUUUACGCCUUGCUAUGGAAUGGGGGUAGUACGUGAUGUGUUUGACCCGGACUGGACAAGGCCCUGGGCAGAAUACGAAACAUACCGAAAAUUGGGGUAUUAUGAGACCUCAUAAUCAUUGAGCGUUAUCAAACCAAGUUUCUGCUCGUUUGCUAGUUAGUGGCCACGUAAUAUUGUACAACGGACUACCCGUUGUGCUCUAUCGGCCUUUUAAUAUCAGCACGAAAG
Trichoderma asperellum CBS 433.97 is the source of this 1899-nucleotide messenger RNA. RefSeq lists its product as uncharacterized. The record is from RefSeq and is a predicted model, not a curated record. NCBI's taxonomy places the organism in Eukaryota, Fungi, Ascomycota, Sordariomycetes, Hypocreales, Hypocreaceae. Gene Ontology annotation, molecular function: protein binding.